GGAUAGCGAGAGUGAACGUAACACAGAGAAUACUGAGUCCCUAAUGAGGGAGUAUUUUGUGCAGAUGGCCGAAGAGAGAAGGGAAAGGCUUGAACGCGAUAGGGAAGCGGAAAGGCAAAGGUUGGAGGAUAAGGCGCGUCGGGCGAAGGAAAUGAGGAAAGCAUUGAGAGAAGAGCAGAGACUUCAGCAUGAGGAGGAGCGAGAUGCACGGUUGAUGCGGAUCAUCCGCGGGAAAAUGAGAAAAGAUCGGGAAGAAGAGGUGGAACGGUAUGAGUAUAAAGGCAAGAAACUGGGUAAGAAGGCAUGCAAGAUGGACGCGAAUAGCGAGGAGAAAGAACGUCUUCGGAGAAUUAUUGCACUAAGGACGCUAGGCAUGGAGGAGAUUGAAGACGAAGAGUUGCUGGCGCUGCGACGGCAGGCAGCGAAAUUAAACCUGUUGGAGCAGCGCAAACGAGGUCCGGAAAUACAAGUGGGGAAUAGCCCACCGAUGACCACUCCAGAGAAACGAACGAACACAAGGCUUUUCGAGGAAUCAAAGGCGAGGAUCGAAGCAAUUCAAGGAGAGCCAGCUUUGGCGUCCUCGACAACAAGCACUCUGGUAAAGAUUGAUCUAUCUUUGAAACAUAUCAUGGCAGCCUGCGGACCAGGAGGGAGGGAUAAAUUUGAGCAGGACUGCCAAGAGUUUUACGAUGCGCUUACUAUCGAAGAACUGAAGGAGGCGUGCCGUCGCGAGAAGGGAUCUAUGGAAAACGAGAGUUGGCAAUCAAGCGCUUGAUCACUCGUCGGUCGACUGUUGCGUAUGACCCUGC
Messenger RNA from Chara braunii, 809 nucleotides. The record is from the annotation of a GenBank genome assembly. NCBI's taxonomy places the organism in Eukaryota, Viridiplantae, Streptophyta, Charophyceae, Charales, Characeae.